CCGGAGAAAGUGUUUGCAUCGUUGUGAACGAUUCUUCGAAUCCCCGACCGAUCUCAUCUCUCCAUCUCUCGGCAAAGCAGUAAUCAAUCAAUGGAAGGAAGAGGCAGCUCUGAAAUCAUGGUAGUAUUAUUAAGAAGAAGAAGAAGAGGUCUUGGUCUUGGUCGAGGUCUUCUUCCAUUUGUUUCUUUAAUUUGUUUAUGCUUUCUCCUUCCUCCGGCCCUCGCCGUCGCAUCCGGGAAUGGAGAUGGUUAUACGAUAAAUGGCAGAGUCAAAAUUCCAGGUGCCAGCUCUCUGGGAUUUGCACUACCUGCAAAAACCUCAAAUGUCAAAGUCAUACUGAAUGGUGGUCAAGAAGUCACUUUUCUGCGGCCUGAUGGAUAUUUUUCUUUCCACAAUGUUCCUGCUGGGACUCAUCUAAUUGAGGUGGCCGCAAUUGGAUAUUUCUUUUCUCCGGUUCGAGUUGAUGUGAGUGCUAGAAACCCAGGUAAGGUUCAGGCAGCACUAACAGAGACUAGGAAAGGUUUGAGUGAGCUUGUGCUGGAGCCUCUAAGAGAGGAACAGUACUAUGAGAUAAAGGAACCCUUCUCCAUAAUGUCUAUAGUGAAAAGCCCAAUGGGUCUGAUGCUCGGGUUUAUGGUUCUCGUGAUGUUUGUAAUGCCCAAACUAGUAGAGAAUAUGGAUACCGAAGAAAUGAAACGAGCCCAAGAAGAAAUGAGAAAUCAGGGGGUUCCUUCUUUUUCAAGUUUGUUAUCCGGAGGCCAGCGAAGUAACUAAACACUUUAAUUUGAGAAGAACCAAAAACUUCUUGUUGUAACCGGAUUCAAAAUUGGAAAGGCGGGUUCUUGUGUUUUCGUUUCACGGUUAUUUAUCGCUGAAAAAGACUCCACUAAAGAAGUAAUCCUUAGUUUUUGUUCCGUUUUGCCCAAUAGUUUCUUGGUUAUUGCAUCGUGUUUUUUUGGAUUCGGAGUUUAUAAGCAAAAUUGUGAACAGCAAUUGUUGCCAAUUCUACUGGAAAACUCCAGAUGCCAUUAGCGUUUA
Coffea eugenioides is the source of this 1038-nucleotide messenger RNA. Its product is annotated as ER membrane protein complex subunit 7 homolog. Gene Ontology annotation, molecular function: carbohydrate binding. Lineage: Eukaryota; Viridiplantae; Streptophyta; Magnoliopsida; Gentianales; Rubiaceae. The record is from RefSeq and is a predicted model, not a curated record. Gene Ontology annotation, cellular component: EMC complex. Bases 91 to 774 code for a protein of 227 amino acids. The transcript has 7 exons.